Bradysia coprophila is the source of this 830-nucleotide messenger RNA. RefSeq names its product exosome complex component Rrp46 (gene Rrp46). Gene Ontology annotation, cellular component: cytoplasmic exosome (RNase complex); nucleolus; nuclear exosome (RNase complex). Gene Ontology annotation, biological process: poly(A)-dependent snoRNA 3'-end processing; nuclear mRNA surveillance; U4 snRNA 3'-end processing. Gene Ontology annotation, molecular function: RNA binding. Lineage: Eukaryota; Metazoa; Arthropoda; Insecta; Diptera; Sciaridae. The record is from RefSeq and is a predicted model, not a curated record.
UGUGCUGAAAACGUUCAACACAAAUGUGUACAAAUUUGUUUCCAUACGUAUAAGACCACGCUUGGCUGUUAUGUUGUAAACAGUGCAAAAUCAUAUUCGAUUCGAAGCCGGAAAAAUCACAUAAAUAGUAAAUAAAAUGUCGAAUACUAGUGACACCAACACAGAAGACAUUAUUCGACCAAUGCACUGUGAAUUGCACGCAUUGACUCGAUCUGAUGGGUCUGCUUUGCUCACACAAGGAGAAACGGCAGUGAUGGCAUCCGUGUACGGUCCAAUUGAGGUGAGACUACAAAAUCUGCGUAUUGAUAAGGCUCAUGUCGAAGUUUAUUAUCGGCCUAAAAGCGGACUUCCCAGUGUUGGUGACCGGUUAAGAGAGCAGAUGAUACGGAAUACCUGUGAAACGGCGCUACUAUCUGUCCUAUAUCCGCGAACGGCAAUAACUAUACAGUUACAAGAAAUGGAGGACAAUGAAGGGCUGAUCGCAUGUUCUGUAAACGCUGCCUGCUUGGCAUUGAUUAGCAGCGGUUUGUCCAUGAAAUUCCUAAUCGGAGCCGUUCAUUGCAUUGUUGAUGCAAAUAGUGACAUAAUACUCGAUCCAAAUCAUCGACAAUCGGCCGAAGCAGUGGCUCAUUUUACAUUCGUUUUCGAUAGCGUGCAGAAGAGCACGGUAGCACUUCAUACAUCGGGUAAAUACACAAUUGGGCAGUACAAUGACGCUCUGGUUCGCUGUAAAGAAGCUUGUCAUUUGGUGUUCCAAUUUUAUAAGGAAGCGGUAAAAAAAUUUGCAAAAGUUCUGUGACGAAAGUUCAUGUCAAUAAAUUGUUGAUUCU